Molecule: messenger RNA, 799 nt
Organism: Microtus oregoni (creeping vole)
Lineage: Eukaryota; Metazoa; Chordata; Mammalia; Rodentia; Cricetidae
Gene: Dpy30
Product: dpy-30 histone methyltransferase complex regulatory subunit
Exons: 5
Coding region: 240-539 (99 amino acids)
Cellular component (GO): Set1C/COMPASS complex
Source: RefSeq, a predicted model, not a curated record
GGGAGGAGCCGGCAGGUGGCCAGGCUCACCGUGCACCGCAGAGGCGCAGGCCCUCUUAGGCGGGCUCUGGCACUCCUGCCAGCCGGGCUGCUUUGCGCAGGCGCGGCCGCAGCGCGACGUCCCUCACUUACGGCCGAAGCGGUUCGCGCUGGGAGUCGGUGGCGCCGUGCAGGGCACUUAGGAACCGACAGCAUUGGCGCGGACUGGUAUCCGGUUGACUGCGGUUUGCAGGGUCCGCCAUGGAGUCAGAGCAGAUGCUGGAGGGACAGACGCAGGUUGCAGAAAACCCUCACUCCGAGUACGGUCUUACGGACAACGUUGAGAGGAUAGUCGAAAAUGAGAAGAUUAAUGCAGAAAAGUCAUCAAAACAGAAGGUGGAUCUACAGUCUUUGCCAACCCGUGCCUACCUGGACCAGACAGUCGUGCCUAUCUUAUUACAGGGUCUUGCUGUGCUUGCAAAGGAAAGACCGCCAAAUCCCAUCGAGUUUCUAGCAUCUUAUCUUUUAAAAAAUAAGGCACAGUUUGAAGACCGAAAUUGAUUACUUGGGAAGAAAAGAAACAUUUGGUUGCUACUGUAGAUUUACAUGAUUACGAGGCAGCUUUAAUUGCCAUGAUUCCCCUCCCCACUCUGGAACCUUCCGGACCACAGAACUCACUUCUGGAGUUGCAGAAGAGAACAUAUCCUCUGUCUGAUUUAAUCACCAUACUUAUUUAAUGAGUAUCAUCUGUGCAAUUUUUUUCUCAGAUGGUCUUUUACUUUGUUUUUAAAAGACCUUCAAAAUAAACUGUUAAAACACCA